Messenger RNA from Pseudophryne corroboree (corroboree frog), 5371 nucleotides. It is a transcript of the gene NOVA1, whose product is annotated as NOVA alternative splicing regulator 1. The record is from RefSeq and is a predicted model, not a curated record. Gene Ontology annotation, biological process: regulation of alternative mRNA splicing, via spliceosome; mRNA splicing, via spliceosome. Gene Ontology annotation, molecular function: mRNA binding. Bases 811 to 2337 code for a protein of 508 amino acids. Gene Ontology annotation, cellular component: nucleus; cytoplasm. Lineage: Eukaryota; Metazoa; Chordata; Amphibia; Anura; Myobatrachidae. The transcript is spliced from 5 exons.
AGGAGUAGGUAGCAGAGAGAUGCAGGGCUUUGCAGCAUCCUCAGCCUACAUACAGGCACUUCAGACCCCAGCCAGGAGAGGACAGGAGGCUGUGGCACCGAGUGCAGAAGCCACCAGAGAGCCAGUGUGAGCAGCAGGCAGGGGGAUUAUUAGGAAACAAAAGAGAGAGAAAGGAGGAGGAGGAGAGACAGCAGAGAAAGGAGUCAGAGAGGCUGCAAUCAGCAGCAGCGCUCUCCUCUCACAUACACAUCCAGCUCUCGCUCUCUCUUUUUUCCUCCUCAGCCCUUCUUCUUCUUCAUCCCCUUUUCCUCCACACACCCCUUCCCUGCCCAUCACUCUGCAGCACCCUCCCCUCUGCUCUGUGUGUCUCCAUCCAUCCAAACCAUCCUGCUUUAUUUCCUGCUUGCCACCCUCCUUUAUCUUUCUCUCAUUCCCCCAAUCCUUCUAUAUCACCCCCUUCUUCUCUCUCCCCUGCACAUUCUCCUUGCCACCCCCACCAUUCUGCACUCCUCCCCCUCUUUUCUCUCUCUCUCUCCCUCUCUCUCUCUCUCCAUCCCUUUCCUCCCCCUCCUGGCUUCUCAUUUAUUUAUUUAUUUUGGGCUGCUCUUCUCUGUCUGUUUCCCUCUCUCUUGUAUUGCUGUGUCUGUAUAUUUUGGAGGUGCAACAGGGGGCUCCCCUUUGCAGUGCUUGCAGUGCAGGUAGUGGGGUCCCCCCUCACUCCCCUCCUCCUUCCCCAGCCUGUGCCCCCUCUAACCCGCCCCCCACCCCGUGUGUCCCCCCCGUGCUCUCAGCCUGCUGCAGCCUACCAACAUGAUGGCGGCAGCUCCCAUCCAGCAAAACGGGACCCACAGCGGGGUCCCCAUAGACCUAGAUCCCCCAGACUCAAGGAAAAGACCCUUGGAAGCCCCCCCGGAGGCUGGAAGCACGAAGAGGACCAACACCGGAGAAGACGGCCAGUUUUUCCUAAAGGUACUCAUUCCUAGUUACGCUGCCGGAUCUAUCAUAGGAAAAGGUGGACAGACCAUUGUCCAGCUACAGAAAGAGACCGGAGCCACGAUUAAGCUGUCUAAAUCCAAAGACUUUUAUCCAGGUACCACAGAACGGGUCUGUCUGAUCCAGGGCACUGUAGAGGCCCUUAAUGCAGUCCAUGGGUUUAUUGCAGAGAAGAUUCGAGAAAUGCCACAAAAUGUGGCCAAGACGGAGCCAGUCAGCAUCCUGCAGCCACAGACAACAGUCAAUCCUGACCGCAUCAAACAAACAUUGUCAUCAUUACCACCAGCCACCAAGUCCUCUCCAUCCGACCCCAUGACCAUCUCCAGAGCCAGCCAGGUGAAGAUCAUCGUCCCCAACAGCACUGCAGGACUGAUCAUCGGGAAGGGAGGUGCUACUGUGAAGGCAGUAAUGGAACAGUCUGGUGCAUGGGUGCAGCUUUCCCAGAAACCAGAUGGCAUUAAUCUACAGGAACGAGUGGUGACUGUAAGUGGGGAGCCAGAGCAAAACCGCAAAGCAGUAGAGUUGAUAGUGCAGAAGAUCCAAGAGGACCCACAGAGUGGUAGCUGUUUGAACAUCAGCUAUGCCAAUGUCACCGGACCUGUAGCUAACUCCAAUCCCACAGGAUCCCCUUAUGCCAACACUGCUGAAGUUCUGCCUACCGCUGCUGCUGCAGCAGGGCUUCUGGGACAUGCCAAUCUUGCCGGGGUGGCAGCUUUCCCUACUGUCCUCUCCGGUUUCACUGGCAAUGAUUUGGUCGCUAUUACAUCAGCUCUUAACACCCUUGCCAGUUAUGGCUACAACCUCAAUACUCUAGGUUUGGGACUGAGUCAAGCAGCAGCCACUGGAGCACUAGCAGCUGCUGCUGCAAGCGCUAACCCAGCCGCAGCUGCAGCAGCAAACCUGCUGGCUACAUACGCCAGUGAAGCAAGUGGCGGUGGUGGCAAUGCAGGGGCAGCGGCUGGAACGUUUGCACUAGGCAGCCUAGCUGCUGCCACCGCAGCUACCAACGGAUAUUUUGGGGCUGCAUCCCCUCUAGCUGCUAGUGCCAUUUUGGGCACUGAGAAGUCAACGGACGGCUCGAAGGACGUAGUAGAAAUUGCUGUGCCAGAAAACCUGGUAGGUGCCAUUCUUGGCAAAGGUGGCAAGACAUUGGUGGAGUAUCAGGAGUUGACUGGCGCCAGGAUACAGAUCUCCAAAAAAGGGGAGUUUGUCCCCGGCACCAGAAACCGUAAGGUAACCAUAACAGGCACACCAGCCGCCACGCAAGCUGCCCAAUAUCUAAUCACGCAACGAGUCACUUAUGAGCAAGGUGUUCGAGCGGCCAACCCACAGAAAGUGGGUUAAAUGCCCUCCCCGUCCUUCCCUUCCCUGGUUGUUAACUUAAUUGUUCCCCCCCCCCCCUUACCCCUUCUUCUUUUCAUGGAUGUACUGUAUUUUGCAGAAGCGAUUUAUAUUUUAUUUUUUAUUAGAAUUUUUGUUUUUUGUUUCCGUUUUUUGUUAUAGGCGGGGGAAGUGCGCGUCGGGUUAUUAAUAUAUAAUUAUGCAAAUGAACGCAACAGUGUUGACAAAGCGCAUCUGUAAAUAAUACAUGUUCUGCGGAUGUUUUAGAGAGGGAAUUUUUUAGUGUUUUUUUUAUUUUAUUUUUUAAUUUGAAGGAUUUUGACAGAUUAUCUCUCUCUCUCUCUCUCUCGUUGAGGUUUAUUGUUUACGCGUCAAAAAGUAAAAGUUUUUUGAAGCCUGCCAUUUUACCAGCAUUGUUGUAGUCGAAAAUGAACUGAAUGUAAACAUGAAGUGACGCAUAGGUUUUAAACUCUGUGAGGCCUGACGAGCCCGGUAAUGCACUGCAGUGUCAGGUGUUGCUGGUCCCCUCAGAACCGCAUAGUAAUCAGUAUUAGUCCUAAGUGACGCUGUAACUGAACUACUGUUUUGCUGGAAAACAGCAGGGGGUUUGGGUGGGUAAGUUACCUAUAAAACAAAAGGGAGUAAGGAAUAUCAAAAGCACUGUCCAACUUCACUCAUGCUUCCUGCCCUGGGGUGGCAGCGUAUGAGGGAAACAAUGUUUUGGAAUAAAAAAAAAGAAAAAAAAAUAGUUUUAAAUUAAAACAAAAAAGAUAGAUAUAUAUAUAUAUAUUAUCUAAAAGCAAUAUAGUUGCAAAAAAAAGCACUGUAAAAUAUAUAUUAAAAAUGGUUAAAACUGUGGAAAAAAAAAUAACCUUUUUUGGUAAGUUUACAGAUCAGUGUCUUCAUAACAACCUGUAUGACGGUGAAUAUUCCGGCUGGCCAGGCUACAUUUCUAUCAUUUAUGGCUCAUGGAUCCCAUCAGAUUUACCUCUUCUGACGGGUGAAGUUCGGUUUUUACAAGAGCUGUGUCUGUUUUCUUCCUUCAUUGGGUUUCCCUCCCGCCCCCUUCAUGCUGAAAUCCUUUAAAUCCCCAGUCUCUCACCCCCAUCUUGUUUUAAUUGCUUUAUAAAUCACCCAUGCUUUUUUCCUCCCCUAGAUGACCUUGUUUCCAAUCGUACUCUGGAGAGACAACCGAUGUCAUACGUUCAGCAACAUUUCACAAUGGCAGUUCUAGUUAACCUAUUCAUUGCUAUUGUGUGGGCCUGUGGCAGCUAAAUUGUUAUUCGGAAAAGGCAUUCCUCUCUGUCAAACGACCUCUAGCUUUGAUUUUUCUCCAACGUAAGAUAUAACCAAAACUGUUAGUUACCGCUUUUAAUUAAUGUUAAUGAUUUUCAUUUGGGGUUCAUAGUACUGGGGUUUUAAGUAGACCCCUCCGUGCCUGGCCAGCCAAGCACCAGUUGAUCCAUUGACAUCCUCCCCGUUUUAGACUUAGUGUUGUGCUGUGUGUGUAUUGGACAUUUUCUGAGCCAAAGCACACACGCACGCAACCAAUGAAAGUGCCAACUGUUAGCUGAUGAGGUUUCAUUAUCUGCAACGACUUAGUGAGGGCGUUGCCUUUUAAAACGCUUCUGAUUGUGUAUAAUUUUAACACUAGCAAUCUCUUAGUGUUGUCAAUGUAGAUUUUACUGUGAACAGUAUCUGUGAUUUUUAGCUGUUUUGAUCUCUCCGGGGCAAGGCUCAGUCAGCCACUGCAGGCUCCGAUAGACGUUUAGCUGCAUGUUCUUUUUCCGUGGGGCAUCUUUAUGUCGGCUUCAGUCAGUACUUCCCUGCAUGCUUGUUUAGCUGAGGUAGUGUUCAUUUCCGGCGUGUGUCUACCUGUCGCAAGCGCAGGUUCCUCCAAGGGCCAUUUUAUUUUAUUUUUUUAGAAUAAGCCUUUUUGUUCUCCAACUUGUCACCUCCUCCUCCAUGUUUCUGAGUGCCAACUUAGCCAGAUCAUUCUGUUUAACCUCUGCAUUUGGGCCACCUCAAGCCGCUGAAAAUGUGGCUGUUCAUAAACCCAGCAUCUUCUCAUGCUAUGCAUGCAGUCGUAAAAAAAAAAAAACACAAAAAAAAUAAAAAUAAAAAUCAAUGGACAAGAAAGUAAUUAAAAAUAGUAAAUAAUAAUACUAAAAAAAAAAAACUAAAAUGCUGGCUACCUCUGGAUCAUCAGGCUGAGAAAUUCCCAAACAACAGUUUUCCUUCCAUCUUAACUUCAACCCAUUGAUAACGUCCAUCAUAACCAACUCAGUGACAUUUUCCGCUGCUCCUCCUGUGCAACCGAUAACUGAACAAUGAUUGUGAUGUCCUCUCGUGUGGUUUCUCGCCCAGCAUCUCUCUUUCUGAACUGUGAUCUUCUUCUUUUUUUUUUGUUUAUUUUUUGUUUAACUUUUUUUUUUGUUGUUCAUUGAACUUAACAUUUUUUUUUAUAUAUAUAUAAUACCUUCAUCACCAUGUUAUAUAAUAUAAUUAUGGAGUAUUGAUUUAAAACAUCCUUCCCGUCAGUUCCUUUACCCACAACCUUCCUGCCUUACUCCUGUGCAGUUUCUGUUCACUUUUAUUAGUCCACCCGCUCCCCAAUUUUCGAGAGGCCUAUGACGCACUGUUGAGCAAAGCCACGUGAUGUGUUGCAGGCUCCUCAGGUUUGGGGGGAAUCUAGCCAUUCCAAUCUGAUGAUCAAGUCAAUUUCUUUCUUUUUUCCUUUCUUCUUUCUUUCUUUCUUUCCAUUUUCACUUUCUCUUUGAUUACAGAAAGAAAAAAAAACAUUUUCAAAAAGAGAAAACUGAUAUAUAUUAAAAAAAAAAAGGAAUGAUAUUGCUUGUUUUUAAAAUGGAAAGAGCAAAGCUGUCGUACAACUGUGUUUUAAUUGGUAAUGGUUAUUUAUCGUUAAUAGUCUCUGUAGCUCUGUAAGUUUUUAUGACAAUACAGUGUAACUAGUGGUUAGCCGAUGAUGCGAAUAUAUUUACUCAUAUCAUUAUAAAUGUGCUUUGUUCAUCAUGUA